AUGCGUGCAACCGCUCUCUUCCUUUCCUUCAUUCUUCCGCUCGUUAUCCCAGUCUCGGCGAAUACUUUUAAUGCUCCGGAUGUCAUUCCUUCCUUAUGGCAACUUCUCUCAAUACCACCUCUCCCUAACACACCAAUCGAGUUCACGCUCGUGCUCGCUCCUUCCAAUCGAGAUGGAUUGCAAUCACGCAUGAAGGACAUUGCUCUCGCUCCUCUUGGAUCUCCCGGGAGGCGGUGGUUGACUCAACAGGAUGUCGCUGGUUAUGUUGGCGCGACGCCGCAGGUGAGGAGCAGUGUUGAGAGUGUUUUGGCGGCUAUUCCUGGUGCUACAUUCGAAUUCAACUCGUAUGGAGAUCAGGUCACUGUUCACACUAUUGUUGGCGAGGCUGCCAAGUUCCUCUCCGCAAUUUUCUUGACGUACCAACAUGAUAGUGGCCCAUCUGUUAUUCGUGCCCAUUCCGUUACCAUCCCGCCAUCCAUUUCCGAUGCUGUCAUUGAUAUUUUCCCCCUCCUUGCAUUUGGACAAAUCACUCCGGUUGGUAAAGUUAAUCCUGUCGAGCCUCGCCGUAGGUAUAGGCCUAGCCAUGCGCGCCGCGCCGCCACUCACAAUGGCAAUAAUCUCAUGACUCGCGCUCCUCUUUGUGAUGUACAUGCCAUAACCCUGCAGUGCAUCCGAACGAUUUACAGUCUCAACGAUUAUAUACCUCCAACUCCUUCAGCUUCAGAUCCUCCGUCCAUUGGAGUAAUGGGGUAUAUCGAAGAGAGUUAUAAUUCUACGGAUUUGAAGACGUAUUUAACCAAGUAUAGGCCUGAAGCUCAGAAUUAUUCUAUUGAUGUUCAGGAAUGGAAUGGAGGGAAGAAUAAUCAGUCGAACCCAGGUUAUGAGGCAAGUUUGGACGUGCAGACUGUUGCUGGGCUGGUAUGGCCUCUUAAAUCCACAUUCUACGACGUAGGAUCGGGUACGCUUGAUGACCUUUUCCUUUACACAUUCCAACAGUUCCUCGCAAUGGAUGCACUUAAACGACCCGCCGUUAUCUCAGUCUCCUAUGGCUAUAAUGAAUAUCAGCUCACGAAACAACAAGCGAAUACAAUGUGUGCUGAAGCGGAGAAGUUAACUGCUGAGGGAACGACGAUCAUCUUUUCUGCGGGGGACAAUGGUGUCUAUAAAUCAAGCUCGAGAAAGGCCCCAGGGGAUCCAAAGUGUCCGCCUUUCCGUCCCACGUAUCCGAGUGGGUGCCCGUAUAUAUUGAGCGUGGGUUCUACAGAGGGACUUCCAAAGUCUUUGGGUGGUGAUGGGGAAAGGGCUACUGGAAGAGGGAAAUCGACUGGUGAUGGGGGAACGGCCGCGAAUCAUUAUAUUCGUUUCUUGAAGGGGAGGGAGAAUGGGAAUUAUAACAAGACGGGAAGGGCCUAUCCCGAUGUCUCUGCUCAAGGUUCACAUCAGCUAAUUGUGGUCGAUGGCGACGAUGUAAACAUAGGUGGAACCUCCGCUUCAGCACCCAUUUUUGCAUCGAUAAUUACCCUUAUCAAUGCCCGUAUCCGCCAGCUCUAUGGUGAAGAUGCUGGAGGUUUAGGCUGGGUUCAUCCGCUCUUCUACCUCUACCCAGGGAUUAGAACUGCUUGGAAUGACGUUGUGAACGGUGGGUCGUAUGGAUGCGAUGGGGAUGCGCAAGGGAUUGGAGGUCCAGGGAAUGGAGGAUUCCCUGCUACCCAUGGGUGGGAUGCCUCGACGGGGUGGGGAACGAUUGAUUUCGUGAGGUUUUGGAAGGCGUUGGAAGGAUUGUGA
Messenger RNA from Cantharellus anzutake, 1785 nucleotides. Its product is annotated as peptidase S8/S53 domain-containing protein. The transcript has 5 exons. Gene Ontology annotation, molecular function: tripeptidyl-peptidase activity; serine-type endopeptidase activity. Gene Ontology annotation, biological process: proteolysis. Bases 1 to 1785 code for a protein of 594 amino acids. NCBI's taxonomy places the organism in Eukaryota, Fungi, Basidiomycota, Agaricomycetes, Cantharellales, Hydnaceae. The record is from RefSeq and is a predicted model, not a curated record.